Micropterus dolomieu (smallmouth bass) is the source of this 1891-nucleotide messenger RNA. Its product is annotated as sialic acid-binding Ig-like lectin 14. The coding region runs from base 148 to 1245 and encodes 365 amino acids. The record is from RefSeq and is a predicted model, not a curated record. NCBI's taxonomy places the organism in Eukaryota, Metazoa, Chordata, Actinopteri, Centrarchiformes, Centrarchidae. The transcript is spliced from 7 exons.
ACCUCAAGCUCAAUCAACUCAGAGCUCAGGGAUAAGCUCAGAGUUUGUUAAGCAUGCUUUCUGAAACAGGGCCCAGAUGUCAAAGUCCUUUUACAAACUUAAGGAAAAGGUGUGAAGUUUGUCCUGUGGAGUGAUCAUCAAAUCGGGAUGUUUGUUCUCGUCUGGGCGACUUUGCUUUUCUCUGCUAGAGACAGCAUUGCAGACACAGGAGCAUCAGUGGAGAAAAGAACACGCUGUCAAAGUGGAUUCUGUAUCACUCUUAAUGAAGGAGAAACAACAGCAGAGGCUGGACUCUGUGUUGUGAUACCGUGUUCUUUCACCACUAGUUAUAGCUUCACACCCCAAAAUAUAGUUUGGUACAAAUGUGAACAAUCUAAACCAAGAUGUGUUGAUUCAGACGUAAUAUUCCAAACUAACAACAACAGAAAAGUUCAGUCUGGGUUUAAAGGACGAGUGUCACUAUUGGAGCCUGACGUGAGUCAGAAGAACUGCAGCAUCAUCAUCAGUGACCUCACUGAGUCAGACUCUGGAUCAUAUCAGCUCAAAGUUACUGGUGUCACCUGGUAUGAGAGGGCAGAGGGAUUUACAUUUUCUCCAAGAGCAACUGUCUCUGUUACAGAUCUGAUCCAGAAGCCCACAGUUAUGGUUCCUCCACUAACAGAGGGACAGCAGACCACACUGAACUGCACUGCUCCUGGUCUCUGCUCUGGAUCUGAUCCUGAAAUCACCUGGCUGUGGAGAGGACCAGGACAGAACGACUCUCACAUCACAGGAAACAUCACUGCUUUCAAGACUGAGAAUCUGACUGCUGUCACACAAAGACACAGCUCAACUUUGAUGUUUAACUCUUCAGCUGAACACCACGGCACCAAUGUCACCUGCAGGGUCAGGUUCACAAACAACAUCACUACAGAGGAGACAGUGACUCUGAAUGUGACCUUGUAUCCAAAGAUCCUGAACAGCUCUGGAUGCAGAAAUCAGUCGGAGGUUCUGACCUGUAUGUGUAUCGCAGGUCAACAUGGACCAAGUGCAGUGAUUCCCUGGGCCGUCGCUGUCAUAUCUCUCAUUGUCAAUGUCAUCUGCAUAAUCUGCGUGAUGUUCCUUUGGAACACAAGAAAAAAGGUGAAACCAAACCAAGAGGACAGAACGUACAUGUCACUGCAGAAGACAGACCCAUCACCAGAGUAUGAUGUUAUUGGCCAACCUUCCACUGAGUGUAGGGAAGAUGGCAGGACCAUCAUCUGAAUCAUCAAAUCAGGGCUUUUCAAAGUCUGGGACUGUGGGCCAUCCCUGAGACAAAGCUUGGAAAAAGGAACCACCUCACCACCCCUUAGUUUACAUGCUUAGUUUUGCUCAAUUACUGGAUGUCUAUGGGAUUACGAUUAUGUUUUAUGAUCCCAUAGACACUCAACAAUUGAGGCAAUACAGCCUAAUAUUGCUGUUUGACACAGUGUCAGACUUCACCAAAUAAAAAAAGUGCUAUGGCAUUUAUUUCUGACUCCAUUAAAGUGGCAACAGUAAAAUUCCCCAAAACUACUCUAUCUCUGUAACCAAAUAACCAAAACCUAGAUCACAAGGAAAGCGAGCAUUCAUUUAAAACCUGUUGAAAACUGACUGAAAUUUAUUUUCAGUCCAAAACCCGCUGAUGUUGUUGCUUCGAGUCUCAGCGGGCACCAUCUUGAUUAUUGUGCAAUACCUGCGAGCUGCCUGCUUGCUCUCGACAUUUCUGCAGAGAGGGAACGUGCCACUUAAGAACACACAGUGUUUUUGGCCACUUUGUGGCCGACCCGUUGGAGAUACAUAGACAUGCAUGGGUGUGCUUUUGGUGACAGGAAUGUUGAUGAAUACUGACUGUUUUUAUCAAUAUUUCAAUGUUUUGUGAUUUGGAACU